AAAAAAAACCCAGAUUCGCGAACCAAACCCUCCCAGAAAAACACAAACAUCAUCAAUCCAUGGAAGAGAAGCGCCGUGACGCCGCCGGAGCUCAGCCGCCGUCAAAUGCCGAAUCUCCGGCCGCCGAGCCAUCUUCUGCUCGGCGCCGCGGCGGAGCCCAGAAGAGAAAGGCCAGCAGCCUCGGCGGCUCCACCUCUUCAUCCACGCCGUCCAAACGCUUCACUCGCGAGAAGGCUAUGCUCUCUCACCCUCCGAUCCACAAUGGCCCUUUGACCCGGGCCCGCCAGGGCCCAAGCAGCCUUGGUUCGGCUUCUGCGUCUGGGGCUGCCGUGAAGCCGACGGUAGCCAAGCGGCCCGACCCGGUGGGAGAGGCGGUGGCAGAGCUGGUGAAGAGGGAGAGCGAGUUGGAGGCUCUGGAGGCUUCUAUGGAGGCUGAGUUUGAAGCCAUUAGAUCUCGCAAUGCGAAUGCUCAUGUGGUUCCAAGUCAUUGUGGUUGGUUUUCAUGGACAAAGGUUCACCCCAUUGAGGAGCAAAUGUUGCCAUCUUUCUUUAAUGGGAAGUCUGAGACGAGAACUCCUGAUGCAUACUUGGAGAUACGUAAUUGUAUUAUGAAGAUAUUCCAUGCGAAUCCAGGCGUAUUUAUUGAAUUGAAGGAUUUGUUGGAGCUUGAAGUUGGCGACUUUGAUGCUAGACAAGAAGUAAUGGAAUUUUUGGACCAUUGGGGUUUAAUUAAUUUCGACCCGUCCCCACCAACAGGUUCUGCUGUGGCCAGUGCCGAGGGUGAUGGGUUGGCAGAAAAGGAUUCUUUGGUUGAUAAGUUGUAUCACUUUGAAGCAUUACAAUCACGCUCAUCAGUUGUUCCAAAGACUAAUAUAACAACCCCAACUGUGCCAUCUGGGUUGUUUCCUGAGUCUGCAAUUGCUGAAGAGUUGGUGAGGCCUGAGGGACCAGCUGUUGAGUACCAUUGUAACUCUUGUUCAGCUGAUUGCUCACGCAAGCGCUACCAUUGCCAGAAGCAGGCAGAUUUUGAUCUAUGUACUGAUUGUUUUAGUAAUGGGAAAUUCGACUCUGGUAUGUCUUCAUCAGAUUUCAUUCUUAUGGAGCCUGCUGAAGCUCCUGGGGUAAGUGGUGGGAAGUGGACGGAUCAGGAGACUCUCCUUCUCCUUGAAGCACUAGAACUUUAUAAAGAAAACUGGAAUGAGAUUGCUGAACAUGUUGCAACAAAAACAAAAGCUCAAUGUAUAUUGCACUUUGUUCAAAUGCCAAUUGAGGACACCUUUCUUGAUUAUGAGGAUGAUAUUGAUGCUAGUGCAAAAGAAACUGCAGAUCCUACUUCAACUGACAAUGAAUCAUUGGCCCCCAAGGAUGCCCCCGAAACAACAGAGAAUAAGACUGGUGCUAGUGAGAGUGACCCCCAAACUUCCCCAGUGGAAACUUCAAAAGAAGUGACUGAAGUAAAUGUUGGACAAGAUACUUCAAAGCCAGAGGAUGUAAAUGAAGUCAAAGUGGGUGAGGAAACUUCAAAAUUGGAAGAUACUGGGGAAUUAAAAGUUGAUCAGGAGACAGAUGAGAGCUUUGCACUGAAUGCACUUAAAGAAGCGUUUGAAGUUGUUGGUUAUCCUCCAACAUCUGAAGGUCAACUUUCAUUUGCAGAAGUGGGAAACCCUGCCAUGGCAUUGGCAGCAUUCCUUGCACGUUUGGUGGGACCUGAUGUUGCUAUUGCUUCAGCGCAUAAUUCUUUGAAAUCCAUAUCUGCCAGUUCUCCUGGCACUGAGCUGGCUACAAGGCAUUGCUUUCUAUUGGAAGAUCCACCAAGUGACAACAAGGAACAAGCUGGUCCUGAUAGUGUUGUUGCCGAAGUGCUGAAAGACAAAGUCCAGGAAGACAUAGUUGAUGAAGACAAAAGCCAGAAAGAGGAUAACGCCACCUCAGGUUUGGAAGAUAAAGAUUUAUCAAAUGAUAAAGGUGACAAGAUACUUGAAAAACCUUCUCCCGAAGAAAAGUCACAAUCUGCAGAAGAACAGGAUGGCAUAGUUUCUCAUGAAGAAGUAGAAGCUGAUAAUUUGAACAAAUCAGACAAUUUAGAGUUACCAAAGGACCAAUCACCAACUACUGUGGGGAAGUUGGAUGAUUCAAAACUCGAGGCAGAGAAUCCACCAAGUUCUGAGAAGGAGUCAGGAGAGGGAAUUUCAGUAGGAAAGCCAUCUGAACCUACAGACACACCUAAGGAUGUGGAUAUGUGUGAUUCACUUCCCUCAACAAAGGAUAAGCCUCAGCAGCCAGUUACAUCAAAUUCAGUUGAGGAACCUCCCCGUUCUACAGAGGCAUCAAAAGAUCUGGAUGUGUCCAGUUCUCUGGCUUCACAAAUAAAUGAGCCUCAGCAACCGGUUACUGCCAAAUCAGAAGAACCUCCUCAACCUACAGAGGAAUCAAAGGAUGUAGACAUGGUGUCUGACCCUCAGCCCCCAGAACAGGAUGAUUCUCAGCAACCAGUUGCAUCAAAUUCAAUGGUUGCAACUGGAGCAAGUGAGGAUCAAACUAACGAUGGUAAAAGUGAAAAACAUGACACUAUAGAGACAAAAGUGGAUCAGAAAAUUGAUAAACUAAAGCACGCUGCAGUUUCUACAAUCUCAGCAGCUGCAGUGAAGGCAAAACUUCUAGCAGAACAGGAAGAAGAUCAAAUCCGCCAACUUGCAGCAAUGUUGAUAGAGAAGCAGUUGCAUAAGUUGGAAGCGAAAUUAGGUUUCUUUAGCGAGAUGGAAAAUGUUGUAAUGAGGGUGAGGGAGCAAUUGGACAGGUCAAGACAGAAGCUCUACCAUGAGCGGGCACAGAUAAUUGCAGCCCGCCUCGGCUUACCAGGUUCCUCAUCUAGACCAAUGCCAUCGUCAAUGCCUGCCAAUAGAAUGGCUAUGAAUGUUGCAAACUCAGUUCCAAGACCCCCACUAAACAUGACUUCCCUAAGGCCACCUAUGUCAAGACCCAUGGGGCCAACGGCACCAACCUCAAGCCAAUUUUCACCCACAGCCUUGGCAGGAAGUUCAAUAAGGCCUCCCAGCCAGGACAAACUUUCUUCAGUCGGGUCGAAGUAAAACACCCGAGAACAUGUGAAUAUAAUUAAUCCAUUCCUGUGGAGCGGGGUGAUCACGUAUCUUUUGUACCAAAUGAGUUCGAGAACGGCAGAUUUGGGAAUUCUCAUUAAGAAGUUGGAUAUUGUGCUACAACUGAAACAGCCUCUGCCCAUGUGGCGAUUGCCAUUGAUAAACAAGAUAAAGGGCUUUCUGGAGAGAUUUUCAGCAAUCCACUAUGCUCUCUUUUGUAACAUUAUCUUUAAGCUCUGUAAAAAUUGUCGGGUGAAAUGCUAAGCAAAGGAAAAAGGAGGGAAAGUUGGGAGGGGAAAGGAUCUCUUUUUUAUUUUUUUGUUUUUAAUUUAUGUCCACUGACCACCCCGAAAUCCCAUAUUUAAAAUGCUAUUUAUGAGUCUUGUGUAAUUGAGUUUCUAACGAUCUGAUAAUGUGCUCCAAUGACUUUCUCAUC
Messenger RNA from Prunus dulcis (almond), 3534 nucleotides. RefSeq names its product SWI/SNF complex subunit SWI3D. NCBI's taxonomy places the organism in Eukaryota, Viridiplantae, Streptophyta, Magnoliopsida, Rosales, Rosaceae. Gene Ontology annotation, molecular function: zinc ion binding; protein binding. Bases 60 to 3089 code for a protein of 1009 amino acids. The record is from RefSeq and is a predicted model, not a curated record. The transcript has 7 exons.